AUGGACAAAAACUUCCGCUGCGACUAUCCCAACUGCCAUUCCACCUUUACUAGACCCGAGAACAUGAUGAGACACAAACGGAACAUCCAUCGCCAAAACUCUAAUCCACACAUCUGCAAGUGCGGUAAGGCGUACAGCCGUUCCGACAUCCUUCUGCGUCACCAGAGAGUAUGCGCUGUGAAUCUGAGUGUUGACGGGAGUUUGCCCCCGAAACAUGCUCUUCCGCCACAGCCGGUUCAUCCUCAGGGAUAUUACAGCUACUAUCCGACGCCGGUACCUGUCGUAACCGCAGGUCCUUCUGCAUUCUCAAAUCCGCUCACUCCGUCUGCUCUGUCUGCAUCAAACGAACAGCACCACGAGCAGCACCGGGAGUACUACCAGCUUCACCAGCCUAACUACAGCUAUCAAUACCCACCGCAAAAUCAAUCUUCCGACGGUGCUUACUUAAGCACGCAGAACGCGCCACAACAUCCAUACCAAUAUUAUUAUUAG
Wallemia ichthyophaga EXF-994 is the source of this 492-nucleotide messenger RNA. RefSeq names its product Zinc finger protein C3H1.11. Gene Ontology annotation, biological process: regulation of transcription by RNA polymerase II. The record is from RefSeq and is a predicted model, not a curated record. Gene Ontology annotation, molecular function: DNA-binding transcription factor activity, RNA polymerase II-specific; RNA polymerase II cis-regulatory region sequence-specific DNA binding. Lineage: Eukaryota; Fungi; Basidiomycota; Wallemiomycetes; Wallemiales; Wallemiaceae. Gene Ontology annotation, cellular component: chromatin. The coding region runs from base 1 to 492 and encodes 163 amino acids. The transcript is spliced from 3 exons.